Messenger RNA from Oppiella nova, 1054 nucleotides. NCBI's taxonomy places the organism in Eukaryota, Metazoa, Arthropoda, Arachnida, Sarcoptiformes, Oppiidae. The record is from the annotation of a GenBank genome assembly.
CUUGAAUCGUAACGUUAUUUAUGAAGACAUCGUUCGCGCACUCAGUGUUUGAAUGGGUUUUGAAAAACAAAAACAAAUCCAAAGAAAAUCAAAACAAAAACACGUUUUCAAAGACACUCUUCACCGCAGAUCUCAUCACCGAAUGGAUCAGUCGAUGGACACAUGAAUGGCCGCUAAAGUCAAGAAAGCCAUGACUGCAGGCAAGGGGUCGGUGGUCGACAAGACAGCCAUCGGGGGUCAGCGCGCGAGCCGUUCGUGUGUCUCAAGACGUGUGUCGACGACAACGACCGCAACGCCGACCACCAGGACAUCGACGACGGCUAAGAAGCGGCCGAAGACUGUGUCUGAGGUCACAAAGUGGUCGUUCGCCGAGACGUCGGCGCUGAUGACGGUGUGGUCGCAGUCGAGGGCCGUGUCUUCGUAUGGCAGCCAACGAGUACUUAAUCAGUACAUUCAGUCCAGACUCGAGGCCAUGGGAUUCAAGAGGAAUACGGAACAGAUCCGAUGCAAACUCAAGAGAUUGAGGGAUAAUAUCAACACAAGCUUUACGUCAACCACUUCUUCGACAUCCAAUAAAUCCCAAUGCGAGCCAUCUUUAGAUAACACAGAUGAGUCGGAGUCCGAGUACGACAUCGGAUACGAGAUAACACUGACGGACACGGAGUCCGAGGAUUCACUGCAAGAGAUGUUUAAUCCAAAGACAACGUCUGUGUCCAGCAGUUGCUAUCCCACUGUAAGCCAUAGAUCUGAAGACAUAGAGAAACCUCGACAACAGGUAGUCGUCGAUGGUAUGGAAAGUCUUAAGCGAGAACUGACGGACACCGCGGAUGAGAUAAUCGGUGGUCCGAAACGGCUAAAGGAGUCGAUUGUGGCGUUUAAUAAGGAGUUGAGUCGACUUACGGGUCAAUUGCGUGAUAAAAGUGUGUCUGAUAUUGAUAUUCACAUAAAGUAUCAGAGAUUUAUGGCUAACUCGAGUGAACAGUUGUCACAGUCAUCGACAUCACCGCCGAAGAGGUUGAAGAUAUUUAUGCCAAACAUUAAUAAGAAGUUGUGA